AUGCACCCACAAAUGCUCUUACAGCACGGUGAAUCUUCUCACGACACCACGAAUGAACCCACAAAUGCUCCUGUGAAUGCUCUUGCGAAUUCUCUCGCAAAUGCUCAUGUGAAAGCUCUCGCGAAUGCUCACUCAAAUGCUCACUUGAAUACUUCCGUUAAUGUUCAUCCAAAUGGUUACGUAAGUGCUCCCAUGAGUGAUACCAGAGCACCUACAAUGCUCACAGAG
Messenger RNA from Morchella sextelata, 228 nucleotides. RefSeq lists its product as uncharacterized. The annotation marks the transcript as partial. The transcript has a single exon. The record is from RefSeq and is a predicted model, not a curated record. Lineage: Eukaryota; Fungi; Ascomycota; Pezizomycetes; Pezizales; Morchellaceae.